AUGGGAACUGCUGAUGCAUUUCUUGAAGUAGCGAAAAUCGAGUUUUUCUAUGAUCAAGCACCUGAAAGCAUGAAGAGUCUUGGGACAUCUUACUCGAUGACAAGUCUUGGAGCAGGGAAUUUUAUAAGCAGCUUUCUUCUUUCAACAGUGUCACGUGUCACAAAAGAGAAUGGACAUCGCGGAUGGAUUCAGAACAACCUUAACGCGUCUCACUUUGAUUAUUACUACGCAUUCUUUGCCAUCUUGAAUAGUUUGAACUUCAUUUUCUUUUUGGUUAUGAUCAAGUUUUAUGUAUACAAGGCAGAAGUCUCUGAUUCAAUGAGAGUGCUAGGGGAAGAAUUGUCAGCAUCGAAGCAUAGGAUAAGUGAUCAAGAAACAACAACUUGA
Molecule: messenger RNA, 387 nt
Organism: Fraxinus pennsylvanica
Lineage: Eukaryota; Viridiplantae; Streptophyta; Magnoliopsida; Lamiales; Oleaceae
Source: the annotation of a GenBank genome assembly